UUCCCUUUACAAUUUGCAUCUCUCUGAAUCUUCUUCUUCUUCUUCUUCUUCUUCUUCUACUUCUUCUUCUGCUUCUGCUCUUAAUUUUCCAGAAUCCAUCUCUCUUACUUUCUCUCUCCGUCUAAAUUAACAAGUUUUAAUGCUUAGUGCUCGGUUCUUGAUGUUUCAUCAGAUCCAUGUCUCCGGUUCUCAGUGAAGUCCUCCUCCUUGGGUUCACCGUCACCUCCACCAUUCGCCGGCGAACCCACCUCGUUCAGUCCUUCUCCGUUGUCUUUCUUUACUGGUUCUACGUUUUCUCAUGAACUAUAUAUAUCUGAUGAACAAUCUUCGUACGUCAAUCAAAUCUGUUUGGUUCCUUGUAAAUUCUUUCUAGCCCAUUUAUUAACUUGAUUUAGAAUCAUUAAGCACUAUAUAUAUAUAUAUCUAUAUAUCAUAUAUAUGGCCUCUUCAAGCCAGCUUCAGAGCUCGGGUUCGGAAGAGAAGAUAAUGGAUCAAAGAAAGCGAAAGAGAAUGAUCUCGAACCGGGAAUCAGCUCGGCGGUCGAGGCUGCGUAAGCAGCAGCACUUGAACGAGCUGACGGCGCAAGCCAACCAGCUCCGGAAGGAGAACGGCUACAUCCUGACGAACGUGAACGUGAGCACCCAGAUGUAUCUUCAAGCCGAGGCCCAGAACUCGAUUCUCAGAGCUCAGCUGGCUGAGUUGACCCACCGCUUGAACUCUGUCAACGAGAUCAUCGACUGCUUGAGCUGUAGCGAUGGAGGAGUCGGCUUUGAAGGCUCUGAUGAUCAGCAAGCUGCUCAGAUCGGCGGCGGCGAUUUCUUGAAUCCCUGGAACUUGCUCUACCUGAACCAACCCGUCAUGGCUUCUCCAGACAUGAUCAUGUCCUGAUCAUCAUAUAAAUUAAAUAACCCUUCACGUACGGUUCAUUAAUAUUAAUCUUAAAGAUUUCUUUCUCGUUUCUUGUUAAUUACUGGCUAGGUUUUGAAGCUCAAGUACUGUACAUGCAUGAAUAAUUAGAGUUUUGAUAACGAAUUGGUGGUUGGUUCUUGGUCUGUAAAUGCAUUAUAUAUUAAUUAUAUCGAGAUAUAUAUACAUAUAUGUGUGUACGUACGUGUAUGUGUAUAUAUGUCGAGGGUGGGCUCUUUGUCAUGAUGAAGAAUUCCAUUAUUUGAGCUUAGCCAA
Molecule: messenger RNA, 1182 nt
Organism: Diospyros lotus (date-plum)
Lineage: Eukaryota; Viridiplantae; Streptophyta; Magnoliopsida; Ericales; Ebenaceae
Product: bZIP transcription factor 11-like
Exons: 1
Coding region: 439-888 (149 amino acids)
Biological process (GO): positive regulation of DNA-templated transcription
Cellular component (GO): nucleus
Molecular function (GO): DNA-binding transcription factor activity; transcription cis-regulatory region binding
Source: RefSeq, a predicted model, not a curated record